UGUUUCAGCAGUACUUGAAAGUGAAAAGAGGACAUUUGUGAUACAGGGAAAGUCAGAAUUGAUCUUUUUUUAAAUGUGGUUUUUAAGCGACUUCAAAUAUACAGUUUAAAAAAGUGUUGUAAAAUUCAAAAUAGCAGAGUGUGGAGCUCCAACCUGAUUAAACAGCCUAAAUGAAGUCUUGCCAAUCAGACUGUCUCUGUGUGAUUCUUCUGCUUCUCCUCCAGACGUCUGUGUCAAGAUCAGAGAAAUUCCAGGUUCUUGGUUCAGGUGUUCCUGUUGUUGUGUCCCCGGGUGAAGAUACUGUCCUGCCCUGUUACCUCUCACCGGACAUCAGUGCUGAGGACCUAAACAUCAGGUGGUUUAGAGGCGAAUACGAAGCUCCUGUGUGUUUGUAUCAAUCUCAGAAAUAUAACACUGAUGUACAGAACCCAGCCUACAGGGAGAGGGCUAAUCUCUUUCUGCAUGAGCUCCAUAGAGGCAACGUUUCUUUAAAGCUGAAAAAUGUGAGUCUCUCUGAUCAUGGACUGUAUAACUGUUUGGUGGAGUCUGUGGAACAUAAUGGAGACACUCUUAUUGACCUGGUUGUAAGAGAUGUUUCAGUUUCUCUCCACUCCCCUGGAGAGAGUCAGACCCAGCUGCUGUGCAGAGCAGAGGGCUGGUUCCCUGCACCUGCAGUGAUGUGGAUAGACAAGAAUGGAAAUGAGGUGCCAUCACUGCCCAUUACAGAGGACAGCAACAGUCAAGGGCUCCUCAGUAUCAAAAGCUACAUUCCAGUUAAACAGGAGUCUAACAUCUUUUCCUGUCUGGUUAGAAGCACACAGCCCAUGGCAGACUGGGAGUCUGAGCUCCACAUACCCAGAGACUUUUUCCCUGGACCCUCUGGAUGGAUGGUGGCUCUCUUUAUAAUAUCAGCUGUGACUGUAGCAGCAUCUGUGCUUCUGGCGAUCCAGUGGAGAAGAAUGGACAGGGAAGAGAAACGAGUUGUAUAUCAGUUGCUGUGCAGUGCUGCAGCUGAUUUGACUCUGGACCCUGACACAGCGUAUUGUUCUCUCACACUGUCUGAGGAUGGGAAGAGAGUGCAAAAGGGACCGUGGAGCAAUUUCCCUGACAAUCCCCAGAGAUUUGAUUCCUGGGCCUGUGUCCUGAGCAGGGAGGGUUUCUCCUUCGGGAGACACUACUGGGAGGUGGAGGUGAAUCAAUACUGGAGAAUAGGAGUCACUAGAGAGUCUGCAGAGAGGAAAGGAGACUUCAGUUUCUCUCCUCAGGAGGGGUACUGGAUGUUAGAAUACUGUUCUUCCCACCUCAAAGUGCAUCCCAAGACGUUAGGGGUGUGUGUGGAUAUUGAGAAGAGGAAGGUCUCCUUUUACAAAGUAGAGUCUAAGACUCAUAUCUACACCUUCACUGACAUGGUCUUCAAUCAAGGGGAGAAAAUCUAUCCUGUCUUCUGGACCUGGGAUUAUAAAGACCUUGUGCUGCUGCCUCCUGUCAGAUGUGAAUAUUAAACAAAUCUUACGAACUCAUCACUAACAGCUACUGUAUGUCUCAAUAUUAAUACGUUUUAUCACUGUUAUUGUUUUCUGGUGUAGGGGUGAUGGGUGGGAUAGGACUGCAGAAAACGUCCGUACCAGGAUUGUUUUCAACACUGUAGAUUGUGAACAUCAUCAUUUCAAUAAAGAAUGACUAAUAAUGAAACAGUA
Molecule: messenger RNA, 1697 nt
Organism: Lepisosteus oculatus (spotted gar)
Lineage: Eukaryota; Metazoa; Chordata; Actinopteri; Semionotiformes; Lepisosteidae
Product: butyrophilin subfamily 2 member A2-like
Biological process (GO): regulation of cytokine production; T cell receptor signaling pathway
Cellular component (GO): external side of plasma membrane
Molecular function (GO): signaling receptor binding
Source: RefSeq, a predicted model, not a curated record